AUGUCUGAGGCUGAGAACAAGACUACAGAAGAAUCACAAGUUGGUGCUAACGCUGACGCCGCUGGAUCCGCAUCAGGUGCAGGAAGUGUUGGACUAAACGCUUCAAGCAAGAAAACCUCGGAGGAAAAAAAGAAGCCAAAGAAACUAGGCCAGAAGGAAAAGGCUCAGCAAAACGGUGAGGCCAAGGAGGACGAAAGUCCACAAGCGACACCACAAAAAGAAAUGGACAAAGACAACAGAUCUCAGUCACGUAAACCAAGUCAGAGCCGUGGUAGAGGACGAGGUUCGUCUCAGCCACCGUCAGAUGCAGACAGCGCAUACAGAAGUGAAUCUUCGGCAAAGCCUAAAAGGCAGAGACAGCGCAACAGAAACAAGCAACAAGCGCAGACAGAGCAAGAAGGUGGAGGUGGAGGGCCUCUUGACGCCGUCGAUGAAGCUGGCGAGACUGUCAGUGGUGUAACAGAUCAGGUACAGGACACUGCUGGCAAAGCGCUAAGCAAGCCACACGAAGCUCUAGGUGGUCUUCUGAAGAGCAAAGGCGGUAAGAAGGACGCACAGAAAGGUGGGGAGGAAGAAGGAGGAGAGGAGGGAGGCCCAGACGAGCAAUUGAGGUUGCGCCUGGACCUGAACCUGGAUAUCGAAGUGCAAUUGAAGGCCAAGAUUCAUGGCGAUUUGACUCUGGGGUUGCUGAACUAA
Messenger RNA from Lithohypha guttulata, 696 nucleotides. RefSeq lists its product as uncharacterized. The record is from RefSeq and is a predicted model, not a curated record. NCBI's taxonomy places the organism in Eukaryota, Fungi, Ascomycota, Eurotiomycetes, Chaetothyriales, Trichomeriaceae. Bases 1 to 696 code for a protein of 231 amino acids. The transcript is spliced from 2 exons.